AUGCUGAAUGAAAAUGACGCGUUCGGAAGCCGCUUUAAAGAAAAGGGCGGCGUGUUCAUAGAAAGUGAUGAUGAUAAUUUUGAACAAAUCGAUAGCUAUCAAAGUAGUAUAAAUUACAACAACGGAAAGGAACACUUUGUAGAAAUAAAUUCUUUUCAAAAUAAUGCUUAUUGUCUUAAUUCAAGAGAAAAAAAAAAUUUAAAAGAUGAUGACUUGUUCAGAACUUUAAAUGACACUUUUUGCACAACUAAUUUUAAAAUGGAUCAAGAAAAUUUAAAGGAAAAAAAUGGAAAAAAAUAUUUGAUGCCAUAUAAUAACAGUAAUAAAAUUACCAAUUCGGAGAAGGUUUUACAUAAUUACAAUAAAGCAAAAGAAGAUCUCGAUGAAAUGAAUAAUAAUAUAAUCUCAUUUAACUAUGAAAAGGAAGCAACGUCCACUGAUAUGGUAUACGAUGCAUUUUUAAAUGAUGAUAAUUAUUGUAAAUCUCGGAGCACUUCUGUUAAUUUUACAGAUAGUUCAGAAUACUGCAAUAUGUUCCCAACAAGAGGGGUCAAAGACCCCAAAAGUUACCCAGUAAGGAGCAGUAACAAGGAAAAUUGGAAAGGAAUCAAUAAUGAUGAUAAUAAUUAUGAUAAUGAUAAUGAUAAUAAUAAUAAUGAUAAUAAUGAUGAUAAUAAUGAUGAUAAUAAUGAUGAUAAUGAUAAUAAUAAUAAUAAUAAUAAUGAUGAUAAUAAUUAUGAUAAUGAUAAUAAUAAUAAUAAUGAUGAUAAUAAUUAUGAUAAUGACAAUGAUAAUAAUAAUAAUGAUAAUAAUGAUGAUAAUAAUAAUGAUAUUAGUGAUAAUCAUACUGAUAAGCAUUACAUGAACGAUAGUGACGACUGUGCGAAUAACAGCAUCAUGAACAUGAACAGUUACAAGGACAGCAAUAAUUAUACACAUAGUAAUAAUUGUAAUGACAGAAACAACACUAACAAUUGUGAGCAUGGCAAUUUGGAUGAGUAUGACUAUAGCAAUAGCAGUAAUGAUACUACUACUAAUAAUACUACUACUACUAAUAAUACUACUAUUAAUAAUACUACUAUUACUAAUAAUAAUAGUAAUAGUAAUAAUACUACUACUAAUAAUAAUAGUAAUAGCAGUAAUAAUAAUAGUAAUAAUAAUACUACUACUAAUAAUACUACUAUUAAUAAUAGUAAUAGUAAUAGUAAUAAUAGUAAUAAUAAUGACAACUGCGAUGAAAGUGGGGAUCGUAAUUGUGAUAACAUAAGGGACGAUAACAGAAGUAGUAGUAACAGAAGUAGUGGUAACAGAAGUAGUGGUAACAGAAGUAGUGGUAACAGAAGUAGUGGUAACAGAAGUAGUAGUAACAGAAGUAGUGGUAACAGAAGUAGUGGUAACAGAAGUAGUGGUAACAGAAGUAGUGGUAACAGAAGUAGUAGUAAUAUAAGCAACUAUAACUUAUGCGACGGUAACAUGAGUUAUGGUAUUAAUAUUGAAAAAGUGUAUGAGAAUGAGGAAAACAAUUUUAUUAAUGUAGGUGAUGAAGAGGAGUAUAAAAGGAAAGAGGAAGAUACGAAUGAGGAUGAAAAUAAUAACGAUGAAAUUAGCGACAGAGAAAAUAGUACUGAUAGAAAUAACACUGAUCUAUGUAACCCUGAUCUAAAUAACUCUGAUGAAGUUAAGAAGGAUCACUUAAACACGCACAUCGUUAGUGGGGAUGAUAAGGACAGCCGUGUCAAUACUCCCAACCGAAAGGAUAAUUCGGAAAUAAAUAACAAAUGUUCUAACUUGGAUGCUAAUGACAAAGAUCGCCUUAUAAACAAGAGAAGUUGCAUAGAUGAUAACGAGCAAGUAGACAACUGUUAUAAUAACAAGGACGAAACCGAUGGAUCUAUUCCAAUUAAUAACAACAAUGAAAAUGUACAUUUAAAUAAUAAAUGCACACAUUUACUUGAAGAAAUAAAUGAGUUGAAAAAAUCGAUGGAAAAUAUGAAAAAGGAAAAAAUUUGUCUUCUAUCGAAAUUUAAGGCAUACACCUUAAAUAAUAAAAAAGAAUUUGAAGAAUUAAAAAUGAAAUGUAAAUAUAAUGAAGAAGAAAUAGCAAAAUAUUCAAGUGAAAUUAAAAGAAAGGAAGAAGAAAUAGAAAAAUGGAGCUCUAAAUAUACAGAAGAAAUGAUUACAUAUAAAAAGGCUUUAGAACAGCAAAAUAAUCUUCAUAAUGAGUUAUGUAAAAAAUAUGACUUUGAACAGGACACAAAUUAUAAAUUACAAAAGGAAAUUAGUUCGCAUAUUGAUGAGAUAAACAAACUGGACGAAGAAAAUAAAAUUUUGAAAAUACAGUUAGAAGAAAAAGAAGCGAUAAUUUACGCAUUAGAACAGGAGAACGAUGAUAAAAUGAACAAGCAUAAGCAGAAGCAGGAUGUGCUGGAUUGUAAUUUAACGGAUAACGACGUUUUGUUCUGCUUUGCUACGGACAAUAGUCGCCUUAUAUGCUUCAAACAAAAUAAGGAAUAUUUUAUCAUUCCACAAAACAUUUUUGAAGAGAGGCAUGGAAAUAUUAAAAUUCCUGCAUGUGUUCAGGACAUUUUUCAAAACGAAUUAAAUGAAUGUAAAAAAAUGGAAGCAUUAAAUUUUAAUAAAAUACAAGAAGAGAAAUUAGAAAUUGAAAAAGAAUAUAACGAGUAUAAAAUCAAAGUGAGUACUUUAAUUAAUGAAACGAAUGAAAAUUAUAAAAGUUUGGAGGAAAAGGAUUCCCUUAUUCAAGAUUUAAACAAUACCAUAUUAAAAUAUGAACAAGACAAGGAGACUUAUAAAAAGGAAAUUACGAAUCUCAUUGAGAAAUGUAAACUCCUUGAGUUAGAAAUAUGUAAAGAAAAAAAUUUGAGAGAACAGCAAAAUGUAGCUAUAGUAGAUUUAAAAAAACAAAUAAAAAAGGAAAAAAUGGAAUUAGAAAAAAAGUUUAAAGAACAGUUCGAUAUGGAAACGCAAAAGAAGAUUAGUCAAAUUAAAGAAAUAUAUGAAAAUAAAGAAAAGUUAUUGCAAGAUAAGAUUGAAGCUUUGUUAUACAAAAUUGAAAAGUUGACUUUUUCGAAUGAAGGAAAAAGAAAAACAUCGGAAAAUUUUAGCCAAUUUAAUGAAAAUGAAAAUUUGGACAGUUGUGAAAAAGGAAAGAAUGAAAUGGAUCAGGCAGAUGAGUGGACGGGUAAGGACAAUGAUGAGGAAAAUCGUAGUGUGCAAAAUCUCGGUGUGCAAAAUCAUACGGUUGAUAGUUUUAAUUCUCCAAAGCGCUUACCCUCAGCAGACUCAACUUUGCUGGAAAAAAAUAGAGAAAGCGAUGACACAAAGAUACCAAUUUAUCCAAAUGAGUAUAAAAAAUUAAAAAAAAAAUUAGAAACCUACGAAUUUAUAAUAAAUGAAGAAAAGAGAGAUAAAAAAAACUUACAAGAACAAAUUAAUUCUUUAAAAAGUCAAAUAAAAAAUUAUGAAUCGAUCAGCGGAAAUUAUGAACAUGUCACGUAUCAGAAAAAUAUUCUUUUAAAUUUCAUUUCACAAAUCCCCGCCGGGGUUAAAAUUGACGACUAUGUCUCAGUCAUUUAUAACUCGUUUAAUUUUUCAAAUAAAGAAAUUGAAUUAAUUAACUCAAAAAGAUCAAAAAAGUGA
Plasmodium malariae is the source of this 3660-nucleotide messenger RNA. Its product is annotated as conserved Plasmodium protein, unknown function. The transcript has a single exon. The record is from RefSeq and is a predicted model, not a curated record. Lineage: Eukaryota; Apicomplexa; Aconoidasida; Haemosporida; Plasmodiidae. Bases 1 to 3660 code for a protein of 1219 amino acids.